Enhydra lutris kenyoni (northern sea otter) is the source of this 3983-nucleotide messenger RNA. Its product is annotated as FANCD2 and FANCI associated nuclease 1. Gene Ontology annotation, molecular function: 5'-3' exonuclease activity; flap-structured DNA binding; 5'-flap endonuclease activity. The transcript is spliced from 14 exons. Gene Ontology annotation, biological process: interstrand cross-link repair. The coding region runs from base 210 to 3257 and encodes 1015 amino acids. NCBI's taxonomy places the organism in Eukaryota, Metazoa, Chordata, Mammalia, Carnivora, Mustelidae. Gene Ontology annotation, cellular component: nucleus. The record is from RefSeq and is a predicted model, not a curated record.
CCGUGGGAAGCGCGGGGCGACCCGCCGGGGUCGCGGGCUGGCUUUCUGGAAGAAGAAAUUGACUAAAUGAAAAACAUGAAGUCAAAUAGGAUUAGAAUCCCACUUGUUAUUUUUUCAAGUCAGGGAAGUAAAAGUAUACAGGUGCUGGCACUCUGCAGUGAAAUCCUGGGUUUUAUUACCGGAAACACCCCGUUUUUCUAAUACUCAUUAUGUCAGAAGGGAAAUCUCCUGCAAAGAAAAGAGCUCGUAGAAGUUUAUCAGUCAGUAAAACUAAAAAAAAUGCGUGUAACUCUAUUAUUUCAUUUUUUAACAAUGUCCCACCUGCUAAACUUGCCUGCCCCAUUUGUAGUAAAAUGGUGCCGAGAUUCGACUUAAACCGGCAUCUCGAUGAAAAUUGUGCUAACAGUGGUGACAUCAUUCCAGUUGAUCUGAGGCAGGUUGGCUUAACGAAUUCAAAUGCGUCCUCCGUAAAUUCAACCCAUACUGUCUUAGAAGAUGUAACGCUAGAAAAGUUGUCACCAUCAAAGACAAGUUUAACCCCUGACCAAAGUGGUUCAGCAAAAACGGUCAUGAAACAGCAGACCAGCCCCUACUUUAAAAAUAAUAAUGACUUGGUGUGCAAAACUCAAGAUCAGCUGAGACAUCAUAAUGUGAAAGUCAUUACUCUGGGAAGCCUGUCAUCUAAACUGUCCAGAAGAUACACAGAAGCUAAAAGAUCAAUAUGUAAGAAGAAUGAGGAAUUUGCCAGUAAGAGUCCACAGAGUCCCCCAUCCACAGUGGUUAGGAGCCCGGUUUAUAACUGUUCAGAGACAGAGGACAAGGAUGAAAUUUUGGAGAACAGUUCUCAAAAGGAAAACGUGUUUACCUGUGACUCUCUUAAUGAACAGAGAACUCAGGAACAUACUGUAGAAGGCACUAAAACACUGGAAGCUGAAAGCCAAAAGGCUACCCAGGAAUGUGGGAGAUCAUCCCUAACCCCUGCCUUCUCAGAUAACGCUUCUGUGUUGUUUUCACCAGAUUUAACUCUUGGGAAUCCAUUGGGGUCUACUUCAGAGGACAGUCUUGAGUGGGAGACUGUCACAGGAAUAGACGGAAAAGAUGUUGAAAAAUGUGAGGCAGGUAGUUGUGAAGAAGUAAAAAUGACUGUUGCUUCAGAACCUAAAACACAGUUGUCAGAUUGGGAGGCAGAAUCUCACAGUUCUACACAGGAUGACUCUAAAGGUUGUAACAUCCAGGGCCUUCCAGAAGGUGACAGUGACUUAAAGAAUGAAAUCACUUGCAUAAUUCCUUCGGAGCAGGGGUCAAGAUGUGAUGUUCCUGAUAAAACGAUUACAGUACCACCCAGUCAUCCUUACUACCUUCGGAGUUUCCUGGUGGUGCUGAAAGCUGUAUUUGAGAACGAAGAGGAUAGGAUGCUCUUCGAUGAACAUGAGAAGGAAAUUGUAACUAAAUUUUGUCAGUUAUCAGAUAGUGCUCAGAAGUUAUAUGUAAGACUUUUUCAACGUAAAUUCAGCUGGAUUAAGAUGAAUAAAUUAGAAUAUGAAGAGAUUGCCUCUGACCUAACACCUGUGAUUGGAGAAUUGCGGCAAGCAGGCUUUCUGCAGACAGAGUCUGAGUUGCAAGAACUCUCUGAAGUGCUUGAACUGCUUUCUGCUCCUGAACUAAAAACCCUGGCGAAGACCUUCCACUUGGUGCAUCCCAACGGACAGAAGCAGCAGCUGGUGGACACCUUUCUCAAACUGGCCAAACAGCCUUCAGUCUGCACUUGGGGCAAGAAUCAGCCUGGAGUUGGUGCGGUGAUUUUAAAAAGAGCUAAAGGCUUGGCGGGACAGUCACUGCGAGUCUGUAGAGGUCCUCGAGCUGUUUUCUCCCGGGUCUUGCUGCUGUUUUCAUUGACGGACUCACUGGAAGAUGAGGAUGCUGCCUGUGGAGGUCAGGGACAGCUUUCUACUGUGCUCUUGGUCAAUCUUGGCCGAAUGGAGUUUCCCAGGUACACCAUUAAUCGGAAAACCCAAAUCUUCCUAGACAGAGACGAUCUUAUCAGAUAUGCAGCCGCUGCGCACAUGCUGAAUGACAUUUCUACCGCGAUGGCCAACGGGAACUGGAAGGAAGCUCACGAGCUCUCUCAAUGCGCAAAACGUGAUUGGAACAAACUGAAAAGCCACCCUUCUUUGAGAUACCACGAGAACUUACCAGUGUUUCUGCGCUGUUUUACCGUUGGGUGGAUUUAUACAAGGAUUUUGUCUCGGACUGUUGAAAUAUUGCAGCGACUUCACAUGUAUGAGGAAGCAGUCAAGGAGCUUGAAAGCCUCUUGUCCCAGAGAGUGUAUUGUCCUGACAGCAGAGGCCGGUGGUGGGAUAGACUGGCGCUCAACUUACACCAGCACUUGAAACGCCUUGAACCGGCUGUUAGGUGCAUCACAGAAGGGCUGGCCGAUCCGGAAGUCAGGACGGGACAUCGUCUUUCACUGUAUCAGCGAGCUUUGCGCCUGAGAGAGUCUACGAGCUGUCGGAAGUACAGGCACCUCUUCCAUCACCUGCCAGAAAUAACUGUGGAUGAUGUCAAACAUGUGACCAUCACGGGUCGGCUGUGCCCGCAGCGCGGGAUGGGCAAGUCUGUGUUUGUGAUGGAGGCUGGGGAGCCCACCGCCCCUGCCACAGUCCUGUGCUCUGUGGAGGAAGUGGCGCUGGCCUAUUACAGAUGCAGCGGCUUUGACCAGGGGAUUCAUGGGGAAGGGUCCACCUUCAGCACGCUGUUCGGCCUCCUCCUGUGGGAUAUAGUCUUCAUGGACGGGAUACCAGACGUCUUCAGAAACGCCUACCAGGCCUUCCCGCUGGACUUGUGCACGGACAGCUUCUGCGCCAGCCGGCAGCCGGCCAUCGAGGCCAGGCUGCAGCAGAUUCACAGUGCGCCCGUGGAGAGCCUGCGCGCCUGGGUGGCAGCUGUGUGGCAGGCACAGGAGGGCAGAGUGGCUUCCCUUGUCAGCUGGGAUCGCUUUGCUUCUCUUCAGCAAGCUCAGGACCUCGUUUCCUGCUUGGGCGGCCCCAUCCUCAGUGGUGUGUGCCGGCGCCUGGCCACAGACUUCCGACACUGCCGAGGGGGCCUCCCCGACCUGGUGGUGUGGGACUCCCAGAGCCGUCGCUGUAAGAAGCAAGUCACAGAUUCCAGUGCCCCCGUCCAAGGGAAGAAAUUCUGCAGGUGUGAACACCGGGAGGCUGAGAUGAUGGGGUGCUGUUCUCUAAGCUCCCAGGAGUGAAUGCCUUGUCACAUGUUCAGGGCCGAGGGCCACCUUGCCUCACCUUGGUCUUCCCCUGCUGCAUCCCAGGUUGGUUUUUAUUACUGAGUUCUGAGAUUAAAAUAAAAUUCUAGAUACAAAUCCUGUAUCAGAUAUAUUUUAUCCCAGGCUGUGGCUUAUCUUUUCAUGCUCAUAAUAGUAUCUUUUAAAGAGCAAAAAUCUUAAAUUUUGGCCAAGUCCAACUUCUCUGUUCUUUAACGGAUCAUGCUUUUGGGAUCAUGGGAUAUCUCAGACUGGAACUGUGUGGAUUUGUGUAUUUCUCCUUGCAGUUUAGUUCUCUCCAGUUUGCUUCCUAUAUUUUGAAGCUCUGUGAUUAGAUGUAUAAAUUUGAAGGCCUGUCACAUCCACUUGAUGAGUUGAUCUCUUCAUCAUCAUGAAAUGACCCUCUUUUAUUCCUGGUAGUGUUCUCCACUCAGAAACCAACCGAUACUAGUAAAUGGCCACUCCAGCUUUCUUUUGAUUAGUGCUAACAGGACGUAUCUUUUUCUGUUCUUACUUUAACUUGUUUCAUCUUUAACAGGCUUCUUGUAGGCAGCAUUAUACCUGGGUAUGACUUUUUAAUUCACUUUGACAACCUCUUGCCUUUUAAUUGGGUAUUUGGACCAUUUACAUUUGAUGUGAUUAUUGAUAAUUGGCUUUAAAGCUACCAUCUUGAGGGGCGCCUGGGUGGCUCAGUGGGUUAAAGCC